Cricetulus griseus (Chinese hamster) is the source of this 1760-nucleotide messenger RNA. RefSeq names its product heat shock protein family A (Hsp70) member 8 (gene Hspa8). Gene Ontology annotation, molecular function: misfolded protein binding; ATP binding; heat shock protein binding. The record is from RefSeq and is marked provisional. Gene Ontology annotation, cellular component: cytosol; nucleus; cytoplasm. Gene Ontology annotation, biological process: cellular response to unfolded protein; vesicle-mediated transport; protein refolding. NCBI's taxonomy places the organism in Eukaryota, Metazoa, Chordata, Mammalia, Rodentia, Cricetidae.
CAACCAUGUCUAAGGGACCUGCAGUUGGUAUUGAUCUUGGCACCACCUACUCCUGUGUGGGUGUCUUCCAGCAUGGAAAGGUGGAGAUAAUUGCCAAUGACCAGGGUAACCGAACCACGCCAAGCUAUGUUGCUUUUACUGACACAGAACGAUUAAUUGGGGAUGCCGCGAAGAAUCAGGUUGCAAUGAACCCCACCAACACAGUUUUUGAUGCCAAACGUCUGAUCGGACGUAGGUUUGAUGAUGCUGUUGUUCAGUCUGAUAUGAAGCACUGGCCCUUCAUGGUGGUGAACGAUGCAGGCAGGCCCAAGGUCCAAGUAGAAUACAAAGGAGAGGCAAAAAGUUUCUACCCAGAGGAGGUGUCCUCUAUGGUUCUGACCAAGAUGAAGGAAAUUGCAGAAGCCUAUCUCGGGAAGACUGUUACCAAUGCUGUGGUCACAGUGCCAGCCUACUUCAAUGAUUCUCAGCGACAGGCUACAAAAGAUGCUGGAACUAUUGCUGGCCUGAAUGUCCUGCGAAUUAUCAAUGAACCAACUGCUGCUGCUAUUGCUUAUGGGCUAGAUAAGAAGGUUGGAGCUGAAAGGAAUGUGCUCAUUUUUGACUUGGGAGGUGGUACUUUUGAUGUGUCUAUCCUCACUAUUGAGGAUGGAAUUUUUGAAGUCAAAUCAACAGCUGGAGACACCCACUUGGGUGGAGAAGACUUUGAUAACAGAAUGGUCAACCAUUUCAUUGCUGAGUUUAAGCGAAAGCACAAGAAGGACAUCAGCGAGAACAAGAGAGCUGUCAGGCGUCUGCGUACUGCCUGUGAACGGGCAAAGCGCACCCUCUCCUCCAGCACCCAGGCCAGUAUUGAGAUUGAUUCUCUCUAUGAGGGAAUUGAUUUCUAUACCUCCAUUACCCGUGCUCGAUUCGAAGAAUUGAAUGCUGACCUGUUCCGAGGCACUCUGGACCCUGUAGAGAAGGCCCUUCGAGAUGCUAAACUAGACAAGUCACAGAUCCAUGACAUUGUCUUGGUGGGUGGUUCCACCAGAAUCCCCAAGAUUCAGAAGCUUCUGCAAGACUUCUUCAAUGGAAAAGAACUGAAUAAGAGCAUUAACCCCGAUGAAGCUGUUGCUUAUGGUGCAGCUGUCCAGGCGGCCAUUCUAUCUGGAGACAAGUCUGAGAAUGUUCAGGAUUUGUUGCUCUUGGAUGUCACUCCUCUUUCCCUUGGCAUUGAAACUGCUGGUGGAGUCAUGACUGUCCUCAUCAAGCGCAAUACCACCAUCCCUACCAAGCAGACGCAGACUUUCACUACCUAUUCUGACAAUCAGCCUGGUGUGCUCAUUCAGGUCUAUGAAGGCGAAAGGGCCAUGACCAAGGAUAACAACCUGCUUGGAAAGUUUGAACUUACAGGCAUCCCUCCAGCACCCCGUGGUGUUCCUCAGAUUGAAGUUACUUUUGACAUUGAUGCCAAUGGCAUCCUCAAUGUCUCUGCUGUAGAUAAGAGCACAGGCAAGGAGAACAAGAUCACUAUCACCAACGACAAGGGCCGCUUGAGCAAGGAGGAUAUUGAACACAUUGUCCAGGAAGCUGAGAAGUACAAAGCUGAAGAUGAGAAGCAGAGACAUAAGGUUUCCUCCAAGAAUUCACUGGAGUCCUAUGCUUUCAACAUGAAAGCAACAGUUGAAGACGAGAAACUUCAAGGCAAGAUCAAUGAUGAGGACAAACAGAAGAUUCUAGACAAGUGUAAUGAAAUCAUCAGUUGGCUGGAUAAGAAUCAG